CAGCGAUGCAUCGGUCACCGGUGGUGAGGGCCAGGAAGAGAACUUGUGUAGAGCCCUGGGUUAUUGGCCUCAUCUCUUUUUUAUCCCUGAUUGUCCUCGCCGUGUGUAUUGGACUCACGGUUCACUAUGUUAGAUACAAUCAAAGGAGGACCUACCAUUACUACAGCACAUUGCCAUUCACAAGUGACAAGCUGUAUUCUGAAUUUGGAAGAGAGGCUUCUAAAAAUUUCACAGAAAUGAGCCAGAGAAUUGAAACUAUGGUGAAAAAUGCAUUUUAUAAGUCUCCACUGAGGGGACAACUCAUCAAGGCUCAUAUCAUCAAGUUCAGUAAAGAAUAUGAUGGAGUGUCAGCUCACAUGCUACUGAUUUUUCGAAUUCGCUCUACUGAGGACCCUGAAGCUGUGCAUCAAAUUAUUGAACAUGUUCUGCAUGAAAAGCUGAAAUAUGUUCCAGGACCCCCCACAGUAGAUCCUGACUCAGUUGAAAUUAAAAAAAUCAACAAGACAGAAACAGACAACUAUCUCAACCAUUGUUGUGGGACACGGCGGAAUAAAUCUACAGCGCAGACUGGUCUCAGGAUUGUGGGAGGGACACAGGCAGGCGAGGGAGAAUGGCCAUGGCAGAGUAGCCUGCAGUGGGAUGGGUCCCAUCGCUGUGGAGCAGCUUUGAUCAAUAACACAUGGCUCGUGAGUGCUGCUCACUGCUUUCGAACGCACAAGGACCCAUCCAGAUGGACUGCUUCCUUUGGGGCCACAAUACAACCUCCAAAACUGAGGACAGGCAUCCGGAGGAUAAUUGUUCAUGAAAAAUACAGUUACCCAUCGCAUGACUAUGACAUUGCACUCGUACAGCUUUCUAGGCCGGUCCCCUGCACAAAUGCAGUGCACAAGGUUUGUCUCCCCGAUGCAAACCAUGAAUUCCAUUCGGGGCAGAAGAUGUUUGUGACAGGAUUUGGAGCAGUGCAAAAUGAUGGAUUUACCCAGAGUCACCUUCGGCAAGUACAGGUGGACUACAUAGACACUCAAACCUGCAAUCAACCUCAAGCAUACAAUGGCGCCAUCACUCCUAGGAUGUUGUGUGCUGGCUUCUUAAGAGGAGGGAAAGAUGCAUGCCAGGGUGACUCUGGAGGACCACUGGUUGCUCCAGAUGUUAGAGAUAUCUGGUACCUUGCUGGAAUAGUGAGCUGGGGAGAUGAAUGUGGCCAACCAAAUAAGCCUGGUGUUUAUACUAGGGUGACUGCCUUUCGGGACUGGAUUGCAUCAAAUACUGGUCUCUAAAGCAGAAGGACCCAGUGGGAUGAAAUGGAUGUUUUAGUCUGUAGGAUGUUCUUGGAGACACACAGCUGCAAAAAAAAAUCUUUAUAAAUCAGGAGGACCUGAACCACUACACUGAACAAUCUGAAGUGUACGUUUCCUUCCUAGCUUUGUUCUUUAUACAAGCAUCUUGAUUCUUCCAGAGUGACUCUGCCAACCUGUACUCUUUCAUUUUCUACAAGUUUCCUGUCGCCAAAAUUUGACUUACUGAUCCAAAGUGCUCAUGCAUACUUACAAUUUGAAGCAAGCCCUUCAUUUAUCUCACCAGCUUCUCUCAUAUUAGUGAAUUUCUACUUUUCAAGGGCAAGAUGAAGAGUGAAAUAAAGUGGGAAAUGAAAAGGAACUACAAUUUUUAAUGUACAGAAAAACAUUAGGGAUUUUAAAAAAUAGAAUGUGAGAAAUGAUCACAUUCAUUAUAAGAGAUCAGCAAGCAUGUACAGCAACAGACUGGUCAAAAUUUCAUGUUGGAGAAGAAGUUGAAGAAAUGGAGAAACUAAUAUAUAGCUAAAUUCUCUUCCUAAUUGACUAACAAGAGCAACAUGAAAAUGAUUGUUUCCUAUGGCUACAAUAAUCACACAAACUCUUUAUAAUGUACUUGUUAUGAGCAAAUCAAAGAAAAUAAUAUCUAUUUGCAAUUGGCAUGCAUAGGCUGUCAACAUACAAUCAAGAAUGAAAUAAAUCACUUACUUGCUUGACAUUGCAACAUGAAAGCUAAUGAAGAAAUGAAGGAUGAGGAGAAUCUUACCAAUAAAACUACUGGAAAUUCUCUUAGGGUUUGAAGGUAGAUUAAAAGUUUAUUUCAAAGUAGUCAACAUACCUUACAUGGUAAAAUAAUUGUAUAGUUGAAUGGAACUCAAAAGACUCAGUCUAAACUAAUCACUGUGCUGGGAUAAUCCUGAACCCUUUCCAAAGGGCAGAUUAUGACUGAAAUAAAGUUCAGAUAUUGGUGUAUAAUAGUAGUGAUAUGGCUGCAGCUGGGACUUGGUCUUCUAGUUUGAGAUGACAGCAGAUGUGCUCCCUCUGCUGUCAGUUUCAGACUGUGCAUGAAAAGUGGGCUUGUGACAUCUGUCUAUGCUGAGAUGUCACUCAGCUGGGAUGAGACCACAGGAAUGACCUCCUGGAAGCUGCAUCUACAUUGUGCUGCGUUAGUACCCACUUCAACACAAGACUGAAGAGAAGAAGCCGGAUACUGGCCACUUUUGUGAUUUCAGUUUGAUAAAUUAUUGCUGAGACAUUAGAUACCCUAGAUUCAAAGGAUCCAUCCAGACCAUAAUGAAAUUAGGACUGAUAACAUGUUUAUGGUAAGAUUUCACCAAGGCAUUCAGCAGCCAUCUCCUCAUUGCACACAGACUAUAAAAGAAUAUAGAAUAGAGCGCAUAGUACCAUAGUAUAGCCAUUGUGAAAACCAAUGUUAUCAGGAAAAAUGUUGACUUAUAUUAACUCAAAUAAUAUUCACCUUAACAAUUGAUAAAAUUUAGGCACUUCUCUAAGAUAAGAUAUGAAAACUAACAUGAAUUGUCAAUGUUUAAUAUUCUGAAUUAUUGCUGUUCUUUUUAAUAAGCUCUUUGGGGGAAAGUUCAUAAAAUGAUGAACUUUUUUGGUGAAAUUAUUUAGGCCACUCCACGUAGUUAAAAGGGAGG
This is a messenger RNA of Onychomys torridus (southern grasshopper mouse), 2953 nucleotides long. RefSeq names its product transmembrane serine protease 11E (gene Tmprss11e). NCBI's taxonomy places the organism in Eukaryota, Metazoa, Chordata, Mammalia, Rodentia, Cricetidae. The transcript is spliced from 10 exons. Gene Ontology annotation, molecular function: serine-type endopeptidase activity. Bases 6 to 1277 code for a protein of 423 amino acids. Gene Ontology annotation, cellular component: plasma membrane; extracellular region. Gene Ontology annotation, biological process: proteolysis. The record is from RefSeq and is a predicted model, not a curated record.